CUAAGACUUUUGGUAGGGAAUUUUUGCUGCCAUUUCUACAGGCAUCCAUUCUCUAUCACUUCAGAUUCUAGGGAUGACUAUUUGGAUGCAUUUUGGUGCUUUUCAGUCUACAAAACAUAACUAAAUUCAUUUUCACAACAUGGGAGUUACUUAUUUAGGUUGAGUAAUUUGUUCAACUUUUAACGUUUUUUUUUUUUUUUUUUUUACUUUUAAAUUUUUUUUUUUUCACUUUCCAUUCAUAAGUUUUGAAAAUAGAAGCAAUUAAUACUUGAAUGCGAGAAUCACUUUUUUCUUGAAUUGAGUCCUAAUGCAUUCUCAAUUCUACAUUUUAUAUUUCUAUUUCUAUCUUGAAUUUGUAGAGGUAUGUGUUAAAGUCUUUAUUGCUAGGUGUGGCCAACAUCUGUUGUUUUCAUUAUCCCGUUUCAUAUUGGGUAAAGAGAAGAUUCAAGAUAAGCUUGGCCGGUUUGAUGAGCUCGCCAAUGCUUCUCUUUGUCUCUUCUUACUGUUAGCAUUCUUUGGUCAUCAGGAGAUACCAGUUUUACUGUGCUAAGUGAGUCUAUGAUAGCAUUGCUCUUCAAGACCUUCAUAGUGCUCAUUUAAUUUGUAGUGGAAAAUGAUUUCCUUUUUAGAUGUUCUAAAAAAUUUCGCCUAAAGUCAAAGCUGUGUAAUUUAAUCUGUUCUUUGUUGUCUGCAUUGGAAUAGAUGGCAUUGUCUAAGAGAAUGUUGGAAACAUAUGAGUUGUUUAGUUGGUUCGAAUGAUUGAUGGAACUAGGGGUAGGUCGUAGGAGUCAAUGUUUCUUGGUCCUAAUACUUUGUUGUUGUCCUUCCUACUUUUUGUAACUUGGUUUCAUACUGCUUUCAUAUUCAACCUACUCAAGUCUGGCUUUUAUGUUUUUGUUAGUUUGUCUACAAUUAAUGAUCUUAGCUUUCAUGAUGUUCUCUUAAACUUUUGUAAAGCAUUAUGUUACCAAAAUGGCCAUCAUCUCAGCUUAGAAGAGAUACAACUAGGGGAGGGCACAAUGGUCAUCAAUCAUCAUCGUAACUUUCAAGUUCGUAAGUCAUAAUAUAUCUGCAAACGAUUUCGGGAAGAGAUGGUGUUUGGUUGGUUGGGAUUCAAGUAUGAUUUUUUUAUGUUGGAGCUUCAUUUAGAUUCUUAGAAUCAAGCUAUGACAAAUUCUUUACAAACCAAUACAACAUGAUCCAAAUAGAAAGUGUGGAACAAACUUUUGAUUAGGUCAUCGUCAAGAUUGAACUUAGGAACUAUUAAUCAGGUUAGUAAUAUUUAUGUAAUGCUGUAAUUUUGGUUUAUGUAGGUGGCCAAAUAGCUUUAUGAUUAUCGCUACUAGCUGUGUUUUGGUUUUAAACAGAGAGGUUACUAAGCUCUGGCAUUUUAAUGUUUCUCAUUCUCAAUUCAUCAACAUAAAUAUUUAAUUCUGCAUGGGUAGUUAGUUUUAGUUGAUGCAAUGAUGCCUGAGUAGAUGUUGCUCUGACAUUAUUGCUAUCUGCCACUGUUAAUCUGUAAUAUAUAUCCUUUUUAGACAACGAAUACGAACAUACUUAGAAAAUGGUAUAAACAUACUAAUAGCUUUGUUAAUCUUAAAGCAAACAAUAAAAUAAACUACUGUGUGUUUGAAAAUAAGGAAUUUUGAAUCUCAAGCCUAGACCGAACACCAUUAGUUCAUUUUGUAUUGGGAUAGUACAGUGCAGGUCCUACCUAUUAAUUUAUACAUGUAUAUAUGUGUUGGUAUGACAGAUUACAAUCGAUUUGUGCAUUGGGCGUUGGAGGCAUGGAGCUUUGACGAAAGAGAUUUUGAGUGGGGCGGCUAGCUCUUGCAAGAACUGGGCUAGCCAUGUCUUUGAAUCGAAUAUGCAAUCUCCAUCUCGACUUGCGCAUGGGAUGGUCGUUGAGUUGAUGUAGCUGCAAGCCCGCAACAGCGAUCCCAAACUCGCGGAUAGGGCAUCCAGAAGCUCCCUUGCAGCUUGCUAGCUAGCUAAGCAUUCUUUGAUUUUGUUGUAGUCCUAAUAUAUAUAAUUUGAUCGGUUUCUCUUACGACUUAUCUAUUUAUUUACUACUCAUCGAGCCAGCUACAAGAGCGAGGGGAAGAUAAUACUAUUAGACCAUGCUUUACAAUGUGCUGAUUAGUACGGUUUAUUGUGAAAGCUUGUCUCGGAAGACCCACUGACUCGUCCUGACCCGUCCCGUCCCGUCCCUAAGGGUCAGGACGGGUCAGUUUGUCUACAGGGACAGAUUAGGGACGGGUCAUUUGUUGACCCUGUACGGGUCGGGACAACUUAGGGGAGGGUCACGUUUUGACCCUGUGACCCUUAGCAACAACAAAUAUCUCAUACUUCAUUGGACUUUUUUGUAAAGUUUUAAAAGUUUAGGUAAUAAUUGGUAAAAAUAAAAAAAUUUGGGUACAAAAAUGUAGUUUUACCAUCCAAUUUUAUGGACUUAUUUGCAAACAAAAUAAUAUUUAGGUAUUAAAUUGUAAGAAAAAAU
Linum trigynum is the source of this 2500-nucleotide messenger RNA. Lineage: Eukaryota; Viridiplantae; Streptophyta; Magnoliopsida; Malpighiales; Linaceae. The record is from the annotation of a GenBank genome assembly.